AUGGCUGCCGCUCCCCAGGACACAGGCGCGCAGCUCCGCGCCGCCACCGUAGGCUUCGACUGGAUAUUCGCCAAUGAACUCGAGAAGGCACGCGAGACGUUCGCCAGCGGCGACUCUCCCUUUCACUCUCUCGGUCUCGGUGUAUGCGCCUUCCUAGAGGCUGCGCUGGGUAUGGAGACUGGUUUGAUGGCCGAGGGUUCUCGUCUCCUCGCCCUCGCGGAGGCGGGCGCGAAGAAGCAACUCAAACUCGCCAAGUCUUCCGACAAAGCAUCCCAGUUUCCCCCAGGCACCGAAUGGGAGCUCCUUCAUUCGGACGCCGUAAUCCUUCUUGGCCUCACCCACGCCCUGAGCGAAUCCUACAUGGGCUAUUUGCAAUGUCUGUAUGCUAUGAAUACCGCACAUACCAAAUUCUCCAAGUUGUAUAAGACCGUGUACCCUAACGGCCUCGAGAACUACGCAACCCCGGCCGCGUCGACCGCUAGUUCUCGUGCUGCGAGCAUUCGAUCGGAAACCUCCGGCUCAAGCUCCCCCAAACCCGCCAGAUCCGGGUUCUUCAGCCGCUUUACAGGCGCGACGCUCACUGUUCCAAGUACCCCACAUGUACCGAUAAUCGCGGAGGAAGGUUCAGUGGACGAGCUCAUUCUCUCCGGAGCCGCUUUCGGAUAUGGUCUCUUCAACCUCGUGUUCUCCCUGCUCCCCGCAAAGAUCAGAGGUGUUGUCGGAUUCUUUGGGUUCAACCACGAUAGGAAACUAGCACUGCAAGCUUUGGCCGUGUCCGCCGCCAAGACCGAUGUGCACUCCGUCUUCGCAGGCUUGUCAUUAAUGACUUACCACGGCGUGGUGCUUCUACUUUCCGGCUAUCAAGCCAAUGAGGCCCAUAUAAUAAAGCAGUACCAUGCCAUUGUCGACAAGCUGGAAACUCGGUAUCCCACGGGUUCACUGUGGAUUCUAAACCGAGCAAAGAUCCUUCGCAUGUCCUAUGAUCCGGAUGGCGCUAUCAAGGUCCUACAGGACGGCCUCGCGCCAGGUCGGCCGCAUACAUUUGCUCAAGCCGAUGGUCUGCUUAUCUUCGAACUCGCAUGGACCCUCCUGUCUCAGAGGCGCUAUCAAGAUGCCGCGGACGCUUUCAUAAAAGUGACAGAGAUAAACAGCUGGAGUCAUGCAACCUACUACUUUAUUGCUGCAGGCUGCUACAUCUCGUUGAAGAACUAUGAGAAGGCCCAGGAGCUGAUGGAUCGCAUUCCAGAGGCCAUCGAGAAGAGGAAGAUCGGCGGAAAAGACCUGCCCACCGAAGUCUUCAUCAAGAAGAAGCUUGCCUUUUACAAGGAGAAGCAGCUCGCCCUGACUGGGUCUGAGGCUAAUUACGCUCAUGCUGUGAAGAUCAGCCCGGCAGAAGAACUUGGUAUCUUCUGGAACACGCACGCUCGUAUUACGAAGGACACCGCCAUUGCCCAUCUGAAGGAUUGGGCCACCUGCAUGAACCCACCGCCCACCAUCGAGACCGCGCUUCUCAAGGAGCACGUCCCCGUUCCAACUGCCGCAGAGCCUACUGACGGGACCAAGAACGUCGCAGACACCCCCGACGAGCUCGCGAUCCGCUCCCUUCUUCUCGGCAUCGUCCACCGCACCGCGGGUGACUUCGCCGGCUCACGAGCGUUCCUCGAGGACGCCGAAGCACGGCACUCAGCAGUGGUCGUGAGCACGUGGGUGGGCGGCGUUGCCUGGUUUGAGCAUGCCGUGCUCGAUUUGAAGGAGAUGGAGGCGCGCGCAGGCACGAACCAGGCCGCCGGGCUCGGGGCGACGGGAGAGAAGGAGUGGACGCGCGUGCUCAAGGAUGCACUGGAGAAGCUAGACAAGGCGCUCUCGCUUGCGACGCAGCAGGUCGACCUGUCGUCCCGCCUGGACAGCAGGAUCGCGAUGCUGAAGGACGAGAUCGCGCUCAAGAAGGAGAUCUUGGGCCUCCCGGCAUAG
Trametes versicolor FP-101664 SS1 is the source of this 1971-nucleotide messenger RNA. RefSeq lists its product as uncharacterized. NCBI's taxonomy places the organism in Eukaryota, Fungi, Basidiomycota, Agaricomycetes, Polyporales, Polyporaceae. Bases 1 to 1971 code for a protein of 656 amino acids. The transcript is spliced from 16 exons. Gene Ontology annotation, cellular component: cytosol; mitochondrial outer membrane; nucleus. Gene Ontology annotation, molecular function: protein binding. The record is from RefSeq and is a predicted model, not a curated record.